UGUAACUUCUCUUGAGUUGCAUUUUUCUGUAGAGUUACUUAUUAAGACACUUGCACACAUAAUGAAAUCAAAUGGGGUCUGGAUGUCUCUGCAUUUGAUUUUUAUAUAAAAAGCCACUCAAAAAUAAUGUUGAUGAUAUUAAAUAUUUCAUUAUUUGUAGUAACUGAUGUGUGAUAUACUUUAUAGCAAAACUGCAUUUUUUUAUUCAUCUUUUACUUCUGUUGCUACUUCAGACUGAAAACAGAUUUGGAAAGUUUUAUGUGUGAAUGUAGGUUGUUUUGGCUCUGUUUUCACUGGCUUGUUUGUUGCCUUUUUUUUCCCCCAACAGUCAUAUGUUAAAAGCUGCUCUUAAUAAGGGGUGUUUUGCUGUAUUUUACUGACCAUUAAAUAUACUUUGUAUUAGGUGCAUGUACUUAAACUCAGGUGCAUGUUUUGAAAAUGAAAUUUCCCUGUUACCUACAGCAAGUUUUAAAGGUUCACAGAAUAUUAAUAUUUUCAGCAAAAUAUGCCAUUUGAGCUAUCUCUCUGCAAUCUGAGAAGUGAAAUACUUCUGAGCAGGGUCAGAUGCUAGUAAAUAAAGCAUUAGGAUCCAUCUAGUAUUUACUUAAUGACAGAAAAACUAAUUAAGUAUACUCAUAAUUUAUUUUAACACAAAAUUCAGAUUGUCUUUUGCUCCAGCAGUCUUGGGAGAUGUGGAGUGGGGAUGAUAGGGAAAUAAGUAAGCAAUGUUUUGGUAUAUUACUGGUUACUGGGCUGUGAUUUAUUUAUUUUAUGACACGGCCAUGCUUUGCUAAGCCAUUCCAAAAGAGCUUAGCAGUAUCUGCUGUUCUUCCUGCUUGCCCUUUGUCUUCAGUUUUCCCCCCUGCAGUACUUCAAUUUAACUAGAUUAAGACUUGGUCUAGAGCAUCGUCCAUUGAAGUUGUCUCGGCAUGUCUGAAAGGAAGCUGUGCAGCAGGGCCAGUUAUGCCAGUUUCUUUGAACAUGAACAUGGCUAUGCCAUCGUGGUUUGAUAUCAUUGGACUUUCUCCAGAUUCACAGGAAGAUGAAGCUGGGAUCAAGCAGGCAGCGGAGAAUGUUAAAGCACUGAUAGAUCAAGAAGUAAAAAAUGGAAUUCCUUCUAAUAGAAUUAUUCUAGGAGGCUUUUCUCAGGGAGGUGCUUUAUCAUUGUAUACAGCUCUUACAACACAACAAAAAUUAGCAGGUGUUGUAGCCCUCAGCUGUUGGCUUCCUCUACGGGCUUCUUUUCCUCAGGGUCCCAUCAGUGGUGUCAACAAGGAGAUUGCUGUUCUUCAGUGCCAUGGGGACUGUGACCCAUUGGUUCCUUUAAUGUUUGGUUCUCUCACUGUUGAGAAGCUAAAGAGUAUGAUAAAUCCUGCCAACGUAACCUUCAGGACUUACUCUGGCAUGAUGCAUAGCUCCUGUAUUGAGGAGAUGAUGGAUAUAAAAGAGUUCAUAGACAAACAUCUACCUCCCAUAGACUGAAAUGAUAUGUGAGAAGCCUUCUAUAUAACACCAGCAUCAACUGUGGUAGAGUGUUAAUCUUUUCAUAUGCCUGAUAGAAAGCAUCACUUCUAUACCUGCAGUGUUACUACUGUGUUGCAAAUUUAUACUUAGGAUGAGGAUUAAAUAAUAACGUGUAAAAGAAAUUACAAUCUUUUUAGUAUUAACUGUCCACUGGUGGGACUAUAUGAAUGAGGCAGCUAGGUGACAAUGACAGAAUGUAACCAAAGCAUACUGUUUAAGAUGUGAUUUUUUUUGAUUGCAGAAUUUUAAACUAUUUGUACAAAUAAUUAAAAAACUAAAUAUACAUGAGCAACAUAAAUGCGACCAGUUUAGUUAUAUUUGGGAUGUGGUUUCUUCUUAAUACUUAUUGAGAACAUAUUAAAACAUUUCAUUUAUGUAAUGGAUGCAUAAAGUACACAACAUGUAACAUAGUGGGCAUAUAAUGAUGAAAUAAAUGUUACCAAGGACAAA
Molecule: messenger RNA, 1974 nt
Organism: Apus apus (common swift)
Lineage: Eukaryota; Metazoa; Chordata; Aves; Apodiformes; Apodidae
Gene: LYPLA1
Product: lysophospholipase 1
Exons: 7
Coding region: 964-1482 (172 amino acids)
Biological process (GO): protein depalmitoylation
Cellular component (GO): cytoplasm
Molecular function (GO): carboxylic ester hydrolase activity; palmitoyl-(protein) hydrolase activity
Source: RefSeq, a predicted model, not a curated record